CACACACACACACACACACACACCACUCAGUCCAGUCCAAACCCCCAGAAAAGCCGUGCUGAAUCCUCACACCGUCUGUCAGCAUGGGGAGCGCUUGUUUUUCUCGGGACUUUUGUUUGUUCAUCCUCCUCAUAAAUACUUGCGGGGUGAUGGGGAAUGCCGGACUGGCAGAUGUAGAUGAGUGCGCAGAGGACUCAGACGACUGCCACAUCGACGCCCUCUGCCAGAACACAGCCAAAUCCUACAACUGCAUCUGCAAGCCUGGAUACAAGGGAGAUGGGAAACAGUGCGAGGACAUGGACGAAUGUGAGAAUGACUACAAUGGGGGCUGUGUCCACGAAUGCAUCAACAUACCAGGCAACUACAGGUGCAUGUGCUACGAUGGAUUCAUGCUGGCCCACGAUGGACACAACUGUCUGGAUGUGGAUGAGUGUCUGGACAACAACGGUGGAUGCCAGCAAGUGUGUGUUAACACCAUGGGGAGCUAUGAGUGUAUGUGCACAGAGGGCUUCUUCCUCAGUGACAACCAGCAUACCUGCAUCCACCGCUCUGACGAUGGAAUGAACUGCAUGAACAAGGACCACGGCUGCGCCCACAUCUGCAGGGAAGCUCCGGGGAAAGGCGGCGUGUCGUGUGAAUGCCGUCCUGGCUUUGAGCUGGCCAAAAAUCAGAAGGACUGCACAUUGACCUGUAACUAUGGAAAUGGCGGUUGCCAGCACACAUGCAACGACACAGACACGGGGCCUGUGUGUGGCUGCCACCAGAAGUAUGCCCUGCACUCAGACAGCAAGACCUGCAUUGAGAAAGAUGAGGCUGCAAUUGAGAGCUCUGAGUUCAAUGCCACGUCAGUAGCUGAUGUGGACAAGCGGGUGAAACGGCGGCUACUUAUGGAGACCUGUGCCGUCAACAACGGCGGCUGCGACAGGACGUGUAAAGACACAGCUACGGGGGUGCGUUGCAGCUGCCCUGUGGGAUUCACCCUCCAGCCUGAUGGAAAAACAUGCAAAGACAUUGAUGAAUGCGAGGAGAAUAACGGAGGCUGUGACCACUUCUGCCGAAACACUGUGGGCUCCUUUGAGUGCAGCUGCCAAAAAGGCCACAAACUUCUCACAGAUGAAAGGACAUGCCAAGACAUUGAUGAGUGCUCCUUUGAGAGAACCUGUGAUCACACAUGCAUCAACUACCCUGGCAGCUUUGAGUGCUUGUGCAACAAAGGAUACAUCCUGUACGGCCUGACUCACUGUGGAGAUAUCGAUGAGUGCAGCAUCAACAACGGCAGCUGUGAGUACGGCUGCAUAAACACCCAGGGCAGCUACGAGUGUGUGUGUCCACCCGGACAGAAACUCCACUGGAACAAGAAAGAUUGCAUCGAGGGAGUGAAAUGUCUGCCCAAUGGGAAGCCAGCACCGCGAGCCCAGCUAACCUGCAUCAAGAGCGGAGGAGCUGAGGUCUGCUCACUGUCCUGCCCCUCCAAUGCCCUCUUCCUAGCAGACUCAGAGAACAGCUACACACUGAGCUGCGGAGUGCCCGUCCAGCCUGGUAAACCUCCUCAGAAGAGGAACGUCACCACGGCUUUACCCGCCUGUGCCGACACGUUGGCACCACCCAUCAAGCAGAAGGCCAGGUUUAAGAUCAAAGAUGCCAAGUGUCACCUGAAGCCCCGCAACAAGGAGAAACACCGAGACGUAUCCAAGCAGAACAUCCAAGGAGGCCAGUUCCCCUGCACCGAUGACUGCCAGGUAACGUUUGUCAACCUCAAGUGUGACUCAUCUAAGAAGCGCCGGCGAGGACGCAAAUCUCCUUCAAAGGAGGUUUCACACAUUACCGCUGAGUUUGAGAUGGAGAUGAAGGAGGAAGAUGCCUCAGAGUCGUGUAACGUGGACUGUGUGCGGGAGAGAAUGAAGCAGAGGCUGCAGAGCGCCAUGAGGACACUCAGAAAGUCCAUCACCAAACAGCAGUUCUACAUCCAGUUCUCUGGGACCGAAUAUGAAGUGGCCCAGAAGCCUCCUAAGGCGGCAGAGGGUGCUGAGACCUGCAGCACAGGACAAGUCCUCAGAGAUGGAAAGUGUGUGAGCUGUGGUGUGGGGACAUUUUAUAGUGGGGAGCAAGAGCAGUGUGUCCAGUGUCCACCUGGUACAUACCAGGACACAGUGGGACAACUUUCCUGUGAGCCAUGUCCCAGUACUGAAGGACAGGGAAUCGCUGGUGCCAAGAAUGUAUCCCAGUGUGGAGGUCAGUGUCCAGUCGGUCACUUUUCUGAUGAUGGGUUCCGCCCAUGCCAGCCCUGCGCGCUGGGCUUCUACCAGCCAGAACCAGGCCGUGUCCUGUGCUUCCCCUGUGGAGGAGGCCUCAUGACCAAGUAUGAAGGAUCUGUGUCCUUCAGGGACUGUGAGGCCAGAGUGCACUGUGCUCCCGGGCAUUACUACAACUCCAGUACCCACCGCUGCAUCCGGUGCCCAGCAGGCACCUACCAGUCAGAAUCCAGCCAGAACUACUGCAUCACCUGCCCGGGCAACACCACCACCGACUUCGAUGGUGCUACCAACGUCUCCCAGUGCAAAAACCAGGUGUGCGGAGGGGAGCUGGGAGAGUACACAGGCUACAUUGAGUCUCCUAACUACCCUGGAGAUUACCCAUCCAACGUGGACUGUGUGUGGAUGAUAAAUCCACCACACAAGAGACGCAUCCUCAUUGUGGUGCCAGAGAUUUUCCUCCCCAUUGAGGAUGAAUGUGGAGACGUGCUGGUCAUGAGGAAGAGCGCCCACCCCACCUCCAUCACCACUUACGAGACGUGUCAGACCUACGAGCGACCCAUCGCCUUCACCUCCCGCUCCCGUAAGCUCUGGAUCCAGUUCAAGUCCAACGAGGGGAACAGCGGCAAAGGCUUCCAAGUUCCAUACGUCACCUACGAUGAGGACUACCAGCAGCUGAUAGAAGACAUCGUGCGGGAUGGCAGGCUAUACGCCUCUGAGAAUCACCAGGAGAUUCUCAAGGACAAGAAGCUGAUAAAAGCCCUAUUUGAUGUGCUGGCUCACCCCCAGAACUAUUUCAAGUACACAGCAGCAGAGUCCAAAGAGAUGUUCCCUCGUUCUUUCAUCAAGCUGCUGCGCUCCAAAGUCUCCAGGUUCCUACGACCAUACAAAUAGACAGGCCCGUCUGCGGUCCUGGUCAACAACCCUGACAUCCUGCAUCAUUCCAAAUCCAGCAAACUAAAUGUAACCCAAACCCCCAUCCCACUUCUGCCCUGCCUCUGUCUAUUCAUCCAUGUAUAUUUGAGCUUUCUAACUCGUAAGACAUCACUAACAAUGGAGCUUUCUGUACAAGGUUUGACCGAUAGAGGUUUUUGAAGGCCAGUAUUUAUAUUUUUAUACUGUAUAUUGUAUUGAUAUAUUCUUUCUUAAAUUUGGAGAUUUUGCACUGAACUGUUAAUUACCACAGGCAUGCUAUCUGAGUAAGGGUUUAUCUGGCAGUAACAAUGAAUACAUAUUUUUCAGCAGAAACAGUACAGUAACUAUGGUAAUUUACUAAUUUAGUAAAAUCAUCUGGCAAAUAUUUCCUUCCUCUGAAUGUUUUAUAGAAUGUAUAUAAAGUGCAGCGAAACAGCAGUGUCCCAACCUGUAGGUAAUGGUACAUCCCACAUGUCAGUUUGUUUCAUCUGCGGGAGACCCCCAUGCCCACCGCCAAAAAACUGAAAUAUUAUGCGCAGCUUUGUGGAAGAAAGACGACUCGGUCUAUCGACUAGUCUUUCCUAGUCUGUCAGUGCUAGGCUAACCAGCCGUAAUCCAUUCCUCCACUGUAUUCUGCUUACAACAUGACCUUUUCCAUCUUUGUACUGUUUUAUAGUCUAGCUGAUCAGGCGUAAAAAGACUUGCAACUGUACGUCUCUCGCUAAGAGUUAGACUAAAGCCCGAAUGCAGAACCCUGUGAAGGUGCAAGGGUGUUAUUCCCUGUCAGACUACUUCAAAUACAAAAUCCUACAAGGUUAUGAGAACAUAACCAACACAGGCAAACAUGUUGCCUACUGCAGCUUUAACAAAACCUCAUCUUCUCAUCCAACUCAAAAACAAAGCAAAUUUAUCAACAUGUUGUUUAAAACAUGCACAUUAAAAAACUCUAAAGUCAUCUAAAAGUCUGAAUCCGCAUGCUAUUACACAGCAGCACUUAACAAAAGGCCAGCAUCAGCUACCCAAUAUAUCGGUCAAACUCUGUUUCUUCUUUUCUCACAGUCAUUUCCCAUUGUUUGCACAUUCUCUAACAACUGUAUUCUACAGUCUUCCUAUUUGCUUUCUGUGUUGUUAUGUCCUUUUUUAAUAUUUAUACUGAACAUUUUGGAACUUGCAGAGGGGCGCGCAGAUGUUUUAAAAAUGAUCUGCGAACAAGCGUGUGGACAUACACAGGUGCCCACGCAGAGCACAGCCUGAACUGGAUUUCUUUAUUGGCCCUGUCGUGCACAAGACAGAGAUGAGAAAACAAUCAGUGCACUUAAAUCAGAAAUGUUAAAGUGGUGACAUCUAAAUCCUUCCACUCCAGUGAUGCUUUAUCCACUGGGGAAAGAUUAAAUUGGGCAAAUUGCAAAAUCUACAUUGUAAUUUUGAGAUGAGAUAAAACUACCUGCAAGUAACAGAUUGUUACGUUAUAGAGAAAUGUACCUGGUGUAACUAGUAUUUGGAACUUUCAUUGCACUUGAAUUUUAUAUUUUAAACUGUAGGGGAAAGGAUCUAAGUUACAUGUUUUGUUACCUUCUUGUGUUAUGUGCCUGGUGUGGUGGUGAUAGGAAAAAGAAGCAGCUGUGUCUCCUGUUAUUGCUUCCACUCUGUAGCUUGCAGUUACCCUCAAAUUUGUCUGAAUAACACACACACACACACACACACACACACACACACACACACACAC
Molecule: messenger RNA, 4893 nt
Organism: Pundamilia nyererei
Lineage: Eukaryota; Metazoa; Chordata; Actinopteri; Cichliformes; Cichlidae
Gene: scube1
Product: signal peptide, CUB domain, EGF-like 1
Exons: 23
Coding region: 84-3146 (1020 amino acids)
Biological process (GO): signal transduction
Cellular component (GO): cell surface
Molecular function (GO): calcium ion binding
Source: RefSeq, a predicted model, not a curated record